UACUGAGAGAACCAUUGAGAUAUUAUCACUAGUUCAUAGGAGAAUUCAAAGCACCUUACAUACAAGGCAGAAUGCUAAAAUGAAUUUACAAAUAGGGCCGAUUACAAUUUUGUCCAGAUGAAAUACGAUUGGACAAAAUCUAUUUGCAUGCCUUUGGACAAGAAUCAUUUGCAUCGCUAUCAGUUAUCUACGGUGUAGAGCUGCAAAAUGGCUCAAAGAUGAUAAAAGGCCAGAGACCCACGGAAUGAGACAAACCAGAAGGCUGUGCUUAGGCAGGACCUCAUUUUGCGUUGAAGACACCCAGUAAUCUUUUUGAUUCAUUUCAAAGUGUUUCCAGAAAUAGGCCACAAAUCCAGCGUCAAGAAUCUUGAAACAGCUUCAAGAUUCAGUGUCUAUACGGAUAGAUAUGCACUAGCUGUUUUCCAUGUGUUCAGCUCCUCGUUGCAUUGGGACCCGGUUAUCCUGCAGGGAGGGGCCUCAUAAAGGGAACCCCGUGACGUGGAAAGCAACAUCCUCAACAAUAUUCCUACUACAGAUGCAGUGGCGACGCUGGUGUAGCCGCUUCCAUUGGCCGGGGCAGUGGUUCUCUGUGUGUGGUCCCAGACACACAGCCCCAGCCUCACCCUGUUUGAGAUGCACACUCUCAGGCUCUAUGAGACUCUGGCAGUGGGUCUCUGUGUUGUAGCAAGCCUUCUGAAUGAUCCUCACGCAAGCUGAAGUUUGAGAAUCAUGGGAUGAGGGCCCUCAGCCCUGCCAUCAUGUUAGAAUUGCCUGGAAAGCUUUAACACAAUAUCAGGCCCCACCCAAGACCAAUUCAAUCAGGAUCCCUGGGUGCAGGGCCCAGUUAUGUAUGUUUUUAAAGCUCCCCAGAGGGUUAUACUGUGCAGCCAGGACAGAAGCCCACCGCCACUAAGUCAUUUAAUGCAAGGUGAGCCACAAGAUGUGCCGUCUUUGGCUCUAGAGAAAUCCACACCUGCAUCCUGAGGCUUAUGUGAGAUGCUGUGUGCGCCUGCCUGCCUGCCUUUAUGUCUUCAACACUGAGCACUUACUAUGUCGAUGGCAGGGGCCAAGGCCCUGAGGAUGAAAAGGCACAUUAGACACCAUUGGUUCCUGAUCUCAAGGAGUCAGUACCUCAUGGGAAUUCCUGGCAGGCGAGGGCGUUGGGGAUGGUGACAGGGUGGUGGGGGCGGCCCCUGGUCUACACUCCGUUCCUGUCUGAUGCUGCUGUCCUUCUUAGCAGUCUGCGAGGGGCUGUGGGACAACAUGAGCUGCUGGCCCUCCUCUGCGCUGGGACAGACUGUGGAAAUGGAGUGCCCACGAUUUCUCCAGAUGCUUACCAGCCGAAACGGUUCCAUAUUUCGAAACUGCACACAGGGCGGCUGGUCGGAGACCUUCCCCAGGGCUGACCUGGCCUGUGGGGUCAACGUGAACGACUCGUCCAACGAGAAGCGGCACGAGUACCUGCUGAAGCUGAAGGUCAUGUACACCGUGGGCUACAGCUCCUCCCUGGUGAUGCUCCUGGCCGCCCUCAGCAUCCUCUGUGCUUUCCGGCGGCUCCACUGCACCCGCAACUACAUCCACAUGCACCUGUUUGUGUCCUUCAUCCUGCGCGCCUUGUCCAACUUCAUCAAGGAUGCCGUGCUCUUCUCCUCGGACGACGUCACACACUGCGAUGCCCACAAGGUGGGCUGCAAGCUGGUCAUGGUCUUCUUCCAGUACUGCAUCCUGGCCAACUACGCCUGGCUGCUGGUGGAAGGUCUCUACCUCCACACGCUCCUCGUCGUCUCCUUCUUCUCAGAAAGGAAGUGCCUCCAGGGUUUCAUCGCGCUCGGAUGGGGUUCCCCAGCCGUUUUUGUUGCUUCGUGGGCUGUCACCAGGCACUUUCUGGAAGAUGUUGGGUGCUGGGACAUCAACGCCAAUGCGUCCAUCUGGUGGGUCAUUCGAGGGCCUGUGAUCCUCUCCAUCCUGAUUAAUUUCAUCCUUUUUAUAAACAUCCUAAGAAUCCUGAUGAGAAAACUUAGAACCCAAGAAACAAGAGGAAAUGAAGUGAACCAUUACAAGCGGCUGGCCAAGUCCACACUCCUGCUGAUCCCGCUCUUUGGAAUCCACUAUGUCGUCUUUGCCUUCUCCCCGGAGGACGCCAUGGAGAUUCAGCUGUUCUUUGAACUGGCCCUCGGCUCAUUCCAGGGCCUGGCGGUGGCCGUCCUCUACUGCUUCCUCAACGGGGAGGUGCAGCUGGAGGUUCAGAAGAAGUGGCAGCAGUGGCACCUCCGUGAAUUCACACUGCGCCCCAUGGCCCUCAACUCCUCCUUCAGCAACGGCACCGGUGGCCUCACCCAUGGCACCAAGACCAGCACCCCGGAGCCAAAUCGAAGCACCUGGAGGGCGAGCGUCAUCUGAGAGGCUGGAGCAGGGCCACCCAUGGACCCAGAGGCCAAGAUGGGUCCCGAGAGGGCUGGACACUGUGGCAGGACAGUCUGUCUUCCCAGCAGACAUCAUAUGCUUACUCCUGUGACUAAUA
This is a messenger RNA of Equus caballus (horse), 2521 nucleotides long. It is a transcript of the gene SCTR, whose product is annotated as secretin receptor. Gene Ontology annotation, cellular component: plasma membrane. Lineage: Eukaryota; Metazoa; Chordata; Mammalia; Perissodactyla; Equidae. Gene Ontology annotation, molecular function: peptide hormone binding; G protein-coupled peptide receptor activity; secretin receptor activity. The record is from RefSeq and is a predicted model, not a curated record. Gene Ontology annotation, biological process: adenylate cyclase-modulating G protein-coupled receptor signaling pathway; cell surface receptor signaling pathway.